AUCAUGGUGUUAUUCACAGACCGCGGACCAGACGUUGCCGCGGCCGUCAUAACAAUGUAAGCAACAGUCGAUGCCCAUCGCUCUCACAGUCCCUGUUUGAUAUUGGACUCGACUCGUUUCCAUUCCGUCGUCAACAUAUUAUCAUCCACUCUGCCACUCCUCGACACCUCUUGCGACUCUCCUGCGAAGAUACUUGUUCAACAUGCUAAUCUGAACCACAAGAUGCGUCGUGGCAUACAUCUCCUACGCCCUGCGUGUCUACACCCGACUGCGAUACGCGCCAUGGGGUCCCGAGGACUGGUUCAUGACCGUGGCGCUGCCAUGUUUCACCGUGUUGUCAGUGGCAUGCAUCGCCUGCGCCUUCACGGGUAUUGGCGCGCUGAAUUCGACAUUGUCGCGGCCCGGGAAUGAGAAGUAUCAGGAGAAGGGGCUUUUUUGGUUCUUUCUCUUUGAAGUAUUUUACUGCGUCAACAUCAUUCCUGUCAAACUGUCCAUCAGUUUGGCGCUCAUCCGCAUCGCCGAGAACCGGAAAGCUUAUGUCUACGCCCAGUACGGCGUCAUGGCGUUGUUCACCGUCAUGAACCUCAUUGCGGGCUUCUACAUCGUCUUCCAUUGCAACCCCGUGAGCGCUGCCUGGGACACUUCGGCCCUGAAAAACGGAGGACAUUGUAAUCCCAAUGCUUGGUUGGCAAAGGUAUAUUACGCGACGACAGCGGUCAAUAUCUUCACGGAUUGGGUGACGGCUUUCAUGCCGAUUCCGCUGCUAUGGAACGUUCAGCUGAACCGCAACACCAAGAUUUCUGUUGUAUGCAUCUUGGGGCUGGGCUUCUUUGCCUCUAUAUCAGCCUGCGUCCGCCUCAAGUACACGGUCAACCUUGAGGCACACGAGAAUUAUCUCUAUGCUCUUGCCGACAUUGUGAUCUGGGGAUACGCUGAGAACGGCCUCGGACUGAUCGUAGGCUGUGUCAUGACCCUGCGCCCGCUCUUCCGGAGGGUCCUGGGGCUAGGCGGCGACACAUCCCAGGGCAAGAGCUACGGCAUCAGCAGCACCACGGCCAAGGACCGCUUCGGCACGAAACUGCGGGGCAGCCGGAAGGACGGAAAGGACGACGGCGGCUACGAGAUGGACCCGCACAACGAACCGGCCUCCAGAGGCUACGCAAAUGGCAUGACCCUGACGGAGGUUUUGGGCGGGAAUAAACUGGACCGUGAAGAAGACGUGUCGAGUUUCGAAACGGAGAGUCAAAAGAAGAUCUUGAGAGAUGGGAGUGACAUGGCAAAGCGCGGGGAUGCGCAGCCGCUGCAGGGUAUCAUGGUGACAACUCAUGUCAAUUUGACACAUGAUGAGUCGAGGCAUCAUGAUAAAUCCCCGUCGUUUUGAUGGACAUGGACGUGGGCACGGGCUGCAAGGGGCAAGCUGUGAUUCAGUCAAAGUUGACUUCUUAUGCGGCUUCUAAUAUGGCCUCAUAUAAUACCUAAUUAUUAGUGUCAAAUAGAAGGCAUUUAUAACACAC
Messenger RNA from Canariomyces notabilis, 1514 nucleotides. RefSeq lists its product as uncharacterized. The record is from RefSeq and is a predicted model, not a curated record. NCBI's taxonomy places the organism in Eukaryota, Fungi, Ascomycota, Sordariomycetes, Sordariales, Chaetomiaceae. The transcript has 7 exons. The coding region runs from base 305 to 1381 and encodes 358 amino acids.